AUGGAAGCAAGUGAUCACAGACAUGUUACCCACGAAAAUAAGGGAGCGAACGAGUAGAGAAAUGAGAAUAAGGCAUAUGUACCUAUGGGAGAUGCUAAAUACACAGCUCAGUAAGUAUUGGAGAUGGAGGCUAACAAAGAAGGUAAAUAUGAUGAGGAUGGUUUCUUUGUGCUCCCCAAUGGAGACUUUAUCGAUCCUUAUGGCUAUUACUUCGACGAAGAGGGAUACGAUAACUUCGGAGGCUAUUAUGAUGAUGAUGGAUAUUAUGUACCAGGCGAGGAAUAUCAUGAUGAGUACUAUGAAAAGCUCAGAGAUUGGCUCCAUUUACAGAGCAUGUGUACCCAGCCAUUCAAUGGUUGA
Molecule: messenger RNA, 360 nt
Organism: Stylonychia lemnae
Lineage: Eukaryota; Ciliophora; Spirotrichea; Sporadotrichida; Oxytrichidae
Source: the annotation of a GenBank genome assembly